GUUUGUUGUCCUCAUCCUAUUCUUGCUGUCAAAAUAAGCCAAUACUAUCUUUCUUCUUCUUCUUCAAUCUAAACCCCAAAAACAAAAUAAACCAAAAAUUAUCAUAACAGAGCAGACCACAACAUGGGCAUGGAUUCAUAGUUCCCAAAACCCUGUAAACCCCAACAACAAUUUCUCUCUUUAAUGGCAGAUAAGGUAGUUCUCCCUCUGCUCUUCCCCAACCCUCCUCCCUCGAAACCCUUCUUCCGUAACCACCUCCACACUCCCGUCCCCACAACCACAACCCCUCUUCUUCAAGACUUUCUUCUCUCUCAAACCUCCACACCCAAUUCCCCUUUGCCCCAGAAACUCCAUAUCCAAUCUCCUAUCCUCCGUAACCGCACCCGUAUCGGAAGGUCCCGUGACCCCAACCGCGGUACACAAUGGUCUCACCGCGGUAUAUCCCCACGAGGUCAGAAAAUUCUUGACUCUUUAAUUGACUCAGAAUUUGAUACUUCUACUCUAAACGAGUUUCUUAUUAAUCUAGUCGACUCCCAUAGACACCCGUUGGGUUCUGGUUCGGAGUCUCUGUCUCUUGAUGUACUGUGUCUAGUCAAGGGUUUAGGGUUUUACAAGAGGUGUGAUUUGGCAUUGAGUGUGUUUGAGUGGUUUAGGAAUCGUGAAGAUUGGGAGACUGUUUUGAGGGGUUCUAUUGUUGCUGUGAUUAUUAGUAUGCUUGGUAAGGAAGGAAGGGUGUCCACUGCUGCUACUUUGCUUAAUAAUCUCCAUAAAGAUGGGUUUGGGAUUGAUGUUUAUGCUUUUACUUCUUUGAUUACUGCUUAUGCUAGUAAGGGAAGGUUUAGAGAGGCUGUUAUGGUCUUUAACAAAAUGGAAGUAGAAGGGUGUCAGCCAACUUUGAUAACUUAUAAUGUGAUAUUGAAUGUGUAUGGGAAAAUGGGGAUGCCUUGGAAUAAGAUAAUUGCUCUUGUAGAGAGUAUGAAGAAUGCUGGGGUUGCUCCUGAUUCUUAUACUUACAAUACCCUUAUAAGUUGUUGUCGACGGGGGGCUUUGUUUGAAGAAGCUGUUAAGGUCUUUGAGGAGAUGAAAUUAGCUGGUUUUACACCUGAUAAAGUUACGUAUAAUGCUUUAUUAGAUGUAUAUGGCAAGUCUAGACGACCGAAAGAAGCUAUGGAGGUACUAAGAGAGAUGGAGAUUAAGGGGUUUUCACCUAGCAUUGUCACUUACAAUUCUUUGAUAUCAGCUUACUCUAGAGAUGGUUUGCUGGAGGAAGCAUUGGCUCUCAAAACCGAGAUGGUAGAGAGAGGGAUUAAGCCUGAUGUUUUUACAUUUACUACCCUUUUGUCCGGUUUUGAGAAGGCGGGGAAAGAUGAGGCAGCUAUGAAGAUUUUUGAAGAGAUGAAAAUUGCAGGCUGCAAACCGAAUAUCUGCACUUUUAAUGCUUUGAUUAAGAUGCAUGGCAACCGGGGUAACUUUGCAGACAUGAUGAAAAUAUUUGAAGAGAUCAAAGCCUCUAAAUGUACACCGGAUAUUGUUACUUGGAAUACGCUUCUGGCAGUGUUUGGCCAAAAUGUGAUGGAUUCAGAGCUGUCUGGAGUGUUUAGGGAGAUGAAGAGGGCAGGGUUUGUACCUGAGAGGGACACUUUCAACACCCUAAUUAGUGCAUACAGCCGGUGUGGAUCUUUUGAUCAAGCCAUGGCAGUUUAUGAAAGGAUGCUAGAAGCUGGUGUUACUCCUGAUCUUUCAACAUACAAUGCUGUUUUGGCUGCAUUGGCUCGGGGAGGGCUUUGGAAACAAUCUGAAAAGAUACUUGCUGAAAUGAACGAUGGCCGAUGUAAACCUAAUGAGCUUUCCUAUUCUUCUUUGCUUCAUGCUUAUGCAAAUGGCAAAGAGAUUGAGCAGAUGCUUGUUCUUGCUGAAAAAAUAUACUCUGGUAUCAUAGAACCCCAUGCUGUACUCUUGAAGACUCUUGUUCUUGUUUGUAGUAAAAGUGACCUUUUGAAUGAAACAGAACGUGCUUUUUCUGAGCUGAGAAAAAAAGGGUCUUCACUUGACAUAACUGCUCUAAAUGCCAUGCUCUCAAUAUAUGGUAGGAGGCAGAUGGUGACCAAAGUUGAUGAGAUUAUAAACUUCAUGAAUGAGAGCGGGUUCACUCCUAGCUUGACAACUUAUAAUAGUUUGAUGUAUAUGUAUGCUCGUUCUGAAGAUUUUGAGAGAUCAGAACAACUUUUAAGGGAGAUCAUGGAGAAGGGUAUGAAGCCUGAUCCUAUUUCAUAUAAUACUGUCAUUUAUGCUUAUUGUAGAAAUGGUCGGAUGAAAGAGGCGUCACGAAUAUUCUCAGAAAUGAGAGCUUCUGGGAUAGUUCCAGAUGUGAUUACUUACAAUACCUUUGUUGCAAGUUAUGCCUCUGACUCUAUGUUUGUUGAGGCUGUUGAGGUCAUUCGGUACAUGAUCAAGAAUGGCUGUCAACCAAACCAGAAUACAUACAAUUCCGUUGUAGAUUGGUACUGUAAACUUGAUCGACAUGAUGAGGCGAAGAUGUUUGUCAGUAACCUUCAAAACCUUGAUCCACAUAUUCCGAUGGAUGUGGAACGCAAACUAUUAGAACGCAUAAAAAGGAAAUGGCUGUAGGAAAUUCUUAGCAGUGAACACUGGUUUGCAUCUGGGCCAAGUCCCUUUCAGUGACCACCUUAUACCAUAUCAUUUUGGCAAAGGAGAUGAGAAGAGGUCCUGUUUGAUUGGUCUUUUGCUUCAGCUUAAAGCUUCUUAGGAAGACAGAGAAAAGCUACUAAAGGUGAAAUUUAUUAGUUACCCAAGAGGAAGCCUAAAAGUAGAUUUUAAAAGCCUAGCCAACUAGAACAUAAAGGUUAACUUAUAGACUAGAAGUGAUACUUUUUGUGAGAUUAUCAACCCAAACAAUAUGCUUCUAGAGCUUGUUCUGAAUACUACUUUUAACUCUAUCGUAUCACCCAUUAUAGUCUGAAUUAAGUCUCCAUUUGUGAUCUCACCGAAAGCAAUGGAUUAGCCACACUGUAUUUCUGUCACUCUACGAGUCGUGAGCACUUGUAAAGCUCUGUUUGUGACAUUUUGAGCAAUGCUGUUUAUCAGAAUUUAAUUUUUAACACAAGUUACGAUUUAUUAUUGCUAA
Molecule: messenger RNA, 3145 nt
Organism: Cannabis sativa
Lineage: Eukaryota; Viridiplantae; Streptophyta; Magnoliopsida; Rosales; Cannabaceae
Product: pentatricopeptide repeat-containing protein At5g02860
Exons: 2
Coding region: 184-2628 (814 amino acids)
Molecular function (GO): protein binding
Source: RefSeq, a predicted model, not a curated record